AUGUUUUGUCAAGCAGAUGCUAGAAGAUCAUUGCAACCAUUCAAGCAUCCAAGACAUCUUAGAAGUUCGGUCAUCAAAACCACAAAGAAGUUGAAAGUUACAAAGCACUUAGACAUUGAUCCAAUGUUGGAUUCAUCAAAUGUCCAACCCUACAGUUUGAGUUCACCAUUUUCUUUACCACCAUUUGAGUCACUAGGUCCAAUGCCCUUGCCUGAAAACACACCUCCAUUUUGCACUUAUCCACCUAAUACCCCACAACCUCCCAGUACAUCCAUUCCAACCCCCAUAGUUCCAUCACCAAUUUACUAUCUCCCACCUGUUCUUCCAGCCCUAAGCCCACCUCUAAGCCCAACCGGCAUGUUAGCCGGCCCACCCACAACAAAUCCCCCAGAAAUUCUUCCAAGCCCACCUACCAGAAAUCCACCAGAAAUUUUUCCAAUCCCACCAAGUAGUGUACAAAGUCCCACUACCUAUGUUCCAAGCCCACUAAAGCCCAUAUUAAGCCCACCUUAUAUUAAGCCCAGCCCGCCAGGCUAUGUCCCAGGCACACCUACAUAUACACCAGCCCCCACUGUAUUUGUUCCAAGCCCACCAUUGUUUCAACCACCAGUGGUGUACCCACCACCAACAGUGCCACCACCACCAAAUACUCCUCCAAACAGAGCCCUUUGGUGUGUGGCUAAGCCAUCAGUGCCUAACCCAAUUAUUCAAGAAGCCAUGGACUAUGCUUGUUGGUCUGGAGCUGAUUGCUAUUCAAUUCAGCCUGAUGGUUCUUGCUUUCAGCCCAACACUUUGUUUGCACAUGCUUCAUAUGCUUUCAAUAGCUUCUGGUAG
Messenger RNA from Quercus lobata, 834 nucleotides. Its product is annotated as extensin-like. The record is from RefSeq and is a predicted model, not a curated record. Bases 1 to 834 code for a protein of 277 amino acids. The transcript has a single exon. Lineage: Eukaryota; Viridiplantae; Streptophyta; Magnoliopsida; Fagales; Fagaceae.